Ictidomys tridecemlineatus (thirteen-lined ground squirrel) is the source of this 1433-nucleotide messenger RNA. RefSeq names its product cyclin N-terminal domain containing 1 (gene Cntd1). Gene Ontology annotation, cellular component: site of double-strand break. Lineage: Eukaryota; Metazoa; Chordata; Mammalia; Rodentia; Sciuridae. The record is from RefSeq and is a predicted model, not a curated record. Gene Ontology annotation, biological process: reciprocal meiotic recombination.
CGCCAGGAACGCUGGGAGUUGUAGUCCUUAUUCACUUUCCCGGGAAGAGCGGAGGCUUUGGGCCCUAGGGCGAAGGCCCGGAAUGGCGGGAAGGGGCUGUGUUUUCUGAUUGGCUGAGGGUCCCGCGGCCGGCCGUUGGAGCGGGGAAAAACUGUGGAGAGCUCGAGGCUGUGGUGGGAAUUGGGCUUUCCUCAGACUUGAGGCGGGGACAGACACAUUGGAAGGGGACGAGGAACCCAGGGUGUGGCUGAAGGCUUCUGAGAGAAGCUAAGGGGGAGAAUUUAUGGAUCCAGUGAACUGUCCCAGGGUCCCCAAAGGCUUCUGAAUAUGGACGGAUCUAUGAGGCCAAGAUUGAGCUCCCUCGGUGACUUUCAGUUUGGGGCUGUUGCCACAGAAACUAUUGAAGACGCCCUGCUUCACUUGGCCCAGCAGAAUGAGCAAGCAGUGCAGGCGGCUGGGGGACGCAUGGGCAGCUUCAGGGAGACCCGGAUCGUGGAGUUUAUUUUUCUCCUGUCUGAACAAUGGUGUUUGGAGAAAUCUGUGAGCUACCAAGCUGUAGAAAUCCUAGAAAGGUUUAUGGUUAAGCAGGCAGAGAACAUCUGUAGGCAAGCUACAAUCCAGCUGAGGGGUAAUGAGAAGACAGAGUCUCAGAAUUGGAGGGCUCUGAAAGAGCAGCUUUUCAAUAAGUUUAUCCUUCGCCUGGUGUCAUGUGUUCAGCUGGCCAGCAAACUUUCCUUCCACUACAAAAUAAUCAGCAACAUUACAGUCUUGAAUUUCCUCCAGGCUCUGGGGUAUCUAUACACUAAAGAAGAACUGCUGGAGUCAGAGCUUGAUGUUUUGAAGUCCCUGAACUUUCAAAUCAAUCUACCCACUCCCCUGGCAUAUGUAGAAAUGCUCCUAGAGGUUUUAGGAUACAAUGGUUGUUUGGUCCCAGCAACACAGCUGCAUGCAACCUGCCUGACCCUGCUUGACCUGGUCUAUCUUCUACAUGAACCCAUAUAUGAAAGUUUGCUGAGGGCUUCAAUUGAGAACUCUACGCCCAGUCAACUCCAAGGGGAAAAGUUUAUUUCAGUAAAGGAAGACUUCAUGCUGUUGGCAGUAGGAAUCAUUGCAGCAAGUGCUUUCAUCCAAAACCAUGAGUGUUGGAGCCAGGUUGUGGAACAUUUGCAGAGCAUCACUGGUAUUGCUUCGGAGAGCAUUGCUGAGUUCUCUUAUGCAAUCCUGACUCACAGCGUGGGAGCCAACACUCCAGGGCGACAGCAGCCUGUUCCUCCCCACCUGGCAGCCAGAGCUCUGAAGGCUGCUGCUUCCUCUAACACAUGAUGCAGGCUGAAUCCACCAAAUAUAAACAGCCUUCCAUCACUGUACUCAUCCCUCCCUUUGUUUACUUUCAUACUCAGUGUACAAAAGUUCCAAGUCUCUUUUGAACUGUA